ACGGUGCAAGUUAGAAAGAUUCCAUAGCAGAAAAUCCUAUCAUGCGUUUUUAUUAUGAAUUAUUUAACCUCAAUUAAAACGAUUAAAUCAUAAGGCAGACGUAAUUUUAAGAAUCCUUAGACUUAGAAUUUAGGACAUCCUUAUCUGCUUAAGAUUCAUAAUGAAUUUGUUGCCAAAAAACUACAAUGAGUUUGUGAAAGCAGAAUACUGGGAAGAAUUCUUUAAAAAGAGAGGAGCAAAAGCUUUUGAAUGGUAUGGAGAAUAUCCGGAACUAUGUGGAGUACUUCAUAAAUAUAUCAAACCACAGGACAACAUGCUGAUGGUAGGUUGUGGUAAUUCUCAACUCAGUGCGGACCUAUAUGAUGUUGGCUACCAUAACAUAGUUAACAUAGAUAUCAGUGAUACCGUCAUUAGACAGAUGGUUGAUAAAAAUCAGCAACAGCGUCCAGAUAUGAAGUUUUUAAAAAUGGAUGUCUUAAAUAUGGAGUUUGCAGACAAUGAAUUUACUGUAGCCUUAGAUAAAGGAACACUUGAUGCAUUGAUGGUAGAUAGUAGUGAGAAAGUUGUACAUGAUGUUGAACAGAUGUUUAAUGAAAUAGACAGAGUACUAAAACUGAUGGGCCGCUACAUAUGUAUAUCAUUGUUGCAGCAACAUAUCCUUGAUAAAGUUAUACAGUUCUUCUCAGAAAAAGGCUGGGCUGUGAGAAUACACCGGAUACAUACUGAAGAAUCUGGGAACUCGGACAAAGAUUUUCACAUGCCAGUGUUUGCUUUAAUCUUUACCAAGUUCAAGAAAAAUCCUAAACUUCCUAAGAUUCUAGAGGUGUUUUCACAACAAGAUAAGAAUGAAAGAUUGGGCAGUGUUGAAGAUGUUAUAAAUCUGGUGAAAGAAAUGCAGUAUUUUGCUGUAAUAAGACAAAGAAUCUCUAAAAGGAAAGUAACGGAGGAGCAGUUGUCAUUGACCCUGUAUGGGGACAUGGAGACCACACCUAGAUACACCCUAACUAUUGUAGACUCCACCAACAAACUGACAAAUAAAUUUGCUAUCUUCAUUGUACCACAGGGAAGGGAAACAGAAUGGAUGUUUGCUACAAAUGCUGGUAGGAUUCAACUAUCAGAGAGUGCUGGGUUUGAACGACUUGUUGUAGUGACCUUACAUCGUAAUCAUACAUACACUGAUAUUGAUGCUAUACAGGCUGAACUGUCUACCAAGGUGAUGGAACUAGCACCUCCUACCUUUAAACAUGGAACAAAGGUGCCGUUUCUCUCUGUGGGUAACAGUAUAGGUUGGAGAAAGGUGUUUAAGAGUGGGCAUAGUGAAAUCAGUGGUGAUUAUGUGGUAGAGGAAGUGCAGGGUGAUGGUAACGUUAUAUAUCGAAGACUUGUGUUCCUUAGCAACCAAAAUGUUGUACAAUCAGAGGCGAAACUUAAGCCAGUAUCUCAAAAGAAGAAAAAUAAAGGAAAACAACUCAGCAAUGUUGUUGAUAAGAGUUAUCUUGCCUGUCAACAUCAUGUUGCUAUGGUAGCAGGCCUAGCAUGUGUCCAAUGUGAUGAUUUUUCCUCAUUACUAGUAUCAGGACUGUCAGUGUUACUGGUAGGCCUUGGUGGUGGUGGUCUUCCUACAUAUAUUCAUACUUAUUAUCCUGAAAUAGAAAUAGAUGUUGUAGAUAUAGAUCCAGAAAUUGUUACGCUAGCCACAGAAUGGUUCGGUUUUGUCCCAGAUGAUAAGCUUAAAGCCCAUGUUGAUGAUGGGUUAGUUUAUAUACAGACUGAAAAAGAGAAAGGAAGGAGACGAUAUGUUAUAAUGUUGGAUGUUAAUGGUAGUGAUGUAUCAGUGGGUAUGAGUUGUCCACCAGAACCUUUUGUAGAUGAAAACUUCCUUCACUGUAUAAAGGACAGUCUGUUUAAUGGAGGUGUGUUUAUACUGAACCUGGUAUGUAGAGAUGAUAUGUUAAAGACGCAAGUUAAACAGAGAAUAGAGAAAGUUUUUGAUGUAGUUUUUUGUCAUCAAAUAGAAGACGAGGUCAAUGAGGUCAUAUAUGCAUUAAGUGUUGAUAAUAGUAGUGUUGAAAGUAGUAAACUAAAGUCAGCGUGGGAGAAAAAUUGUCAAGUGUUAGAUAAACUAGCAAGGAGAGGAAGUGUAAAAGCAGACAUUGAUUUGGUGAAAGAAAUAGAAAAUAUAAAUAUCUUGUGAAAAUAUGUGGAUAAGAAUUGUUUCAAUAAAAU
Ruditapes philippinarum (Manila clam) is the source of this 2226-nucleotide messenger RNA. RefSeq names its product eEF1A lysine and N-terminal methyltransferase-like. Gene Ontology annotation, molecular function: S-adenosylmethionine-dependent methyltransferase activity. The record is from RefSeq and is a predicted model, not a curated record. The coding region runs from base 161 to 2194 and encodes 677 amino acids. NCBI's taxonomy places the organism in Eukaryota, Metazoa, Mollusca, Bivalvia, Venerida, Veneridae. The transcript has 14 exons.